Messenger RNA from Cotesia congregata, 1848 nucleotides. The record is from the annotation of a GenBank genome assembly. Lineage: Eukaryota; Metazoa; Arthropoda; Insecta; Hymenoptera; Braconidae.
AUGUUUUCAGCAAGAUUAAAAUUACUUAGUUGUGGAAUAAGAGCAAGUAAUUACUACACUCUAAAAUGGCAUAAACAAUUAGCAAAAAAUUCACUAGUUCACAACACUUGUGAUUCCAAGUUAAGUAUUAAAAGUAUGAGCUAUGGUACUUGUUAUAAAAAUUGCAGAUUUUAUUCCACCGAGCCUGAGCGAUUGAUAGAACCGAAAAAUCCAGACGUGUUUGGAGAGAUAGGUGGCAAUCAAUAUGAGGAAGUUGAGCUGGAUGAGGACGAGCGUGAGGUUGAGGAAUUCGACAAGCAUGAAUCAAAGCUGCCAAGAAGACUUAAAUUGAGUCCUGGUCAAUAUGCAAAUUUAAUAAAAGAACACAUAACUCGCGGUGAUUUAGAUGAAGCGUUAAAGGUACUCGACCUGGUGAAAAGUAAUCGUGAUAAACCGACAACUUUCAUGUAUAAUCUUCUCAUCCGAGCGUUCGCGGUCCAGGGCAACCUAAAGAAAGCAUGGAAUUUGUAUAAUUCUAUGAAAAAGCGAGAUUUGAAACUAACCGGGGCAACUUACACAAGUAUAUUAAACGCUUGCUCUAAUUCCCGAUACAGUGCCAUGGCUUUAGAGACCUUGGAGAAACUCCGUGAAGAAUUUUUAUUGAAGAAUAUUGUGUUGAAUGAAACACAUUAUAAUGCGAUGGUAAAAGCCUAUGGUUUUCACAAUCGGAUGCUAGAAGCUUUUCAGCUGGUAGAUGAAAUGAUUGACAAGCGAAUACCUGUCGGAGAGGCUACGUUCAAUUCUUUAUUAUUCGCUUGUAAUUCUGAUAAGGAAGCAGGGUUAAAGCAUGCUUUAGUUGUUUGGCAGAUGAUGCAAAAAAGGAAGAUAAAGCCAACACUACUUACUUACAACUUGCUGCUACGUGGAAUUAGAGAGACCAACCUGGGUGAUCUCAAAAUUAAUGAUAAAUUUGUAGAAUAUCUUGAUGAUUGUCGGGUUCUUCUGAAAGAUGACGGUCCAGGUGAUUUGUUAGCUAGCCCUCCAACUGUCGCGUCCCUUGUUAUCAAUUCUAUGCAUCUACUUGAAGCACCAGAGGGCCAAGUUGGUGGCAAAAAGAAAAAAGAGUUCGGAUCAUCGGAUAGGGCGACUGCGUUAGUUAAGCCAAAAGAGGUAAACGAUAUUUGUUUGAAUGAAAUCCAUAAAAAAAACAAAUUGAUACUUUUUGGUGGGUACGAAGGAUUUAUUGAACGCAUGGAGCGUGAUAAUGUAAUACCAGAUGUGAAAGCGAUGACAAUUUUGAUGGAGAUAGUACCAAAUUCAGAGGCUAUUGAAAAAAAUCUUAUCAGUUUGGCCAAAAGGAAAAAAAUUGAACUUGAUAUUGAUUUUUUUAACAUGCUUAUAAAAAAGAGGAAUCGGCGAGGAGCUUUUGGAGAUGCUAAAGCUGUGCUAGAUGAAAUCCAACUCCGUGGUCUGACUCCAAACAUAAUUACCUGGGGAGUACUCGCUCUUGGAUGUCACACGCGUAACGAUGCUAUGGCACUUCUUGAUGGAAUGGAGUUAUCUGGUCAUGAGUUGAAUGCAGUUAUCGCUGGUACACUUAUUGCCAAUGCGACGAUGACGAAUCAUUUUGUCUAUAUUCUUGAUAUCAUGAAUAUGUUGUCGAAAAAAAGAAUAAAACCAUCUCCAGAAUUAUAUGACAUAUUAGAUAAAUUUCAACAGAAGAUAUCAAAAAUUGUUUUAAAAAAAGUAAAAUCAAAACAUUCAGAUGAUUCGCGUUAUAAAACACUAUAUUCAAAAUUCAACUUACGGUAUACAAAUUUGCAAGAACAAUUCGGGCGAGUUAAACACGACAUGAGAACAAAGAGAUGA